UUAGCUCAGCUCUAUAAAAGAAGAGACACAGAUCAACGAAAUCAUCAAAGCUUUCGAAAUAGUUCGAACACCAAAAUUCGACCAAAAUGAAGCUCAUCUCUAGUUUUACUUUUAUUUUGCUGCACGUAUAUUUUAUUGUUCAAUGCGGCUCAACUAAUACAACUGCAACUGCGAAAGACCAUCCAGAUGAAAAACGUGAGGACUAUACAUUUUGUGGUAGGUUUAUUGCAAAGAAUGGAGAUUUCACAUUCAUAACCUUCGGCAUUUCAUGGGGUAAAUGGAUUGUAUUUGAGAAUGGCAGUGGUGGAAACCAGAUACCAAUAAUUCCAAAAGUCGGUCAAAAAUUAUAUAAAGGAGAAUCUAGAACGUUUUGCGCAAGCGGAAAAACGGGUUGGAUAAGUGGCGUUGAGCUAUAUUUGUUCGGGGAUCGAAAACCGCAAUAA
This is a messenger RNA of Contarinia nasturtii (swede midge), 443 nucleotides long. RefSeq lists its product as uncharacterized. The transcript is spliced from 3 exons. Bases 87 to 443 code for a protein of 118 amino acids. Lineage: Eukaryota; Metazoa; Arthropoda; Insecta; Diptera; Cecidomyiidae. The record is from RefSeq and is a predicted model, not a curated record.